Messenger RNA from Linum trigynum, 2262 nucleotides. The record is from the annotation of a GenBank genome assembly. NCBI's taxonomy places the organism in Eukaryota, Viridiplantae, Streptophyta, Magnoliopsida, Malpighiales, Linaceae.
UUGCGCGCACAUUCGUUGUUGACGACUUAGGGAUCCGUUUGAGUUUGAUUUGGGUCGACAAUCGAGUAAUGGUUAAAAUUCGUUGUCAAAUGUUAUAGCUAAUUAGGAUCUGUAUGAUGUUUUAACAAUAAAUGCUGGUACACUUACCCGUUUAUUAGGACAGUUUGAGUGAACUAUUCCAGCUGUGGUGGAGAAAAUGAUGUAGUUAUGCAAGUAAUUUCAAGUUUUGCUUCUGUUCGCAAAUUGUUGUAAAAUUAAAGUUUACUAGUGGCUGAAUUGUAUGUGACCUAUGUUAUGGUGAUGACUUUUGUAAACUGACACAAAAAACCGCGGGAGUAGGCCAGCCCGAAGAACAAAGGAGAAGUUCAAAAUAAGUGGUAAAGCUACGCCUACAAUGUGUAAUCCACCAAUCCAAUCUCCCACACCAGCGCCACAUCCAUUUCUCAUCUGCAAUCACUUCCCGCCAUGAAUCUCGUUAACCACACAUCCGUUUCUCUUUGCUUCUCCGCCGGAUUCUUCCCCUGCCGGCGCUCUCUGCCCCUCGGCCGACGAGUCUUCCUCGCAAGGUCGAGCAGUCUUCGAUUCCCGGCUCACGAGGUCAAGCACCGCCGGGAACUAGAAGCUGCCAUAGGGAUCGUGGAGCGCGCUUGUCGCAUCUGCGCCGACGUGCAGAGCUCCGUGCUCUCUAGUGAAGCAUCGUCCGUGGAGAAGAGCGACAGUACUCCAGUCACCAUCGCAGACUUCGGUGUUCAAGCUUUCGUCAGUUUUGAGCUAGGUCAAGCUUUCCCUGCUAUUCCCUUGGUUGCUGAAGAGGAUUCUGGGUUCUUGAGGGAAAAUAACCUCGUGGAUUCUGUCGUCGAUUUGGUUGCUGAUAAAUCAAGUGCAGACAAGCCAUUGACUCGAGCUCAAGUCCUGGAUGCAAUUGACAGAGGGGGAAAGAAUGCCAUUGUUUACGAGAAUAAGCCAGCCACUUACUGGGUCCUGGAUCCAAUUGAUGGUACCAAGGCUUUUCUCAAAGGGAGUGGAGCCUUAUAUGUGGUGGGUUUGGCACUUGUGGUUGAAGGAGAGAUUGUGUUAGGUGUUAUGGGCUGCCCAAACUGGAACGAUUCUGAAUCCUUCCAAUCCACUACAGUGGUCAGCAAUGCAUUAAGUGGAGCUGGGAUUGUAAUGGCUGCUCAUAUUGGUUGUGGGACCUGGAGAAGGAGGUUUCAAGAUGGCCGCCAGGGUGGAUCAGCUGAACCAUCUGACUAUGAUUGGAGUAGAUGCUUGGUUGACGGGUGUCUGCUAGCAUCCCAAGCACGAUUUUGCAUGACCGAUAGUGCAAUUUGGGAAUCAAUGCCUUUGUCACCUUUCUUCAGUGCAACAACUGAUGCUGCUGGCGAUGGCAGUGGAAAGAGUGUGGUUCUCUUGAAGGUUUGGGGUGGCAGUUUAACCAGGUAUAUGAUGGUGGCUUCAGGAAUUGCAUCUGUCUUCAUUAUACGAGCGAAACCACGGAUACCAAUCAAGGUUUGGGAUCAUGCAGUUGGCUUGCUAUGCGUUCAUGAAGCUGGGGGCAAGGUGACUGACUGGGCAGGGGCUGAACUAGACCUUGCAGAGGAUGGUGUGGAACGAAGGAUCAUAUAUCCCGCUGUUGGAGUUAUUGCGACCAGUGGCAAGAUUCACACCCAGAUAGUGGAGAUGAUUUCCGUAAGUUCCUCCACUGGAUGAGCCCUGGUCCUUUCGGUAAGUCCAUAACCGAAACUGUAAUUGUCGCAUUUAUAAUCACUGGUUUAGUUGAAUUUUUUGUGUUUAUCCUUCAUCAAUCCCCCUGUCUUCACUGUGUAAAUAGCAUAGGAUCCAGGGUAUGCAACAUAUUGCCAGCACUUUGAGUUCAUGAAAGCUGUUAUAAGUUCUUUUUUUCCGGGAUGGGAUAUGGAGAAGAUAACAUUCCACAUUACUAUCAGUAUGGAAUAAGAAUGCUCACUUUUUAUCUGCUCACCUUUUGCUCUAUGUGUCCACAUCAACAGGCCACUUGAUCACUAUUCACUAGUGACUUCUUGUGCCUUCAAUUUUUGUGAAUUUUAGUAGGAUUCGUGAUACUAACAGCUCAAGAUAUAAUAGCAUAAGUGUGUAAUGAUAAGAUUGCUGAGACAUGCGUGGAUGCUGUGAAAUGAUAAGAUGGGUAACGAAUCUUCGAGCUGUUUUUUAUUCAUGUUUGUAAUCUUUUUCACUAUAGUUGGCUGGCUAGGCCAACAUUUAUCUAUAUAAAGGGCGCAUUUGACA